Arachis stenosperma is the source of this 3115-nucleotide messenger RNA. RefSeq names its product acetyl-coenzyme A carboxylase carboxyl transferase subunit alpha, chloroplastic. Lineage: Eukaryota; Viridiplantae; Streptophyta; Magnoliopsida; Fabales; Fabaceae. Gene Ontology annotation, cellular component: acetyl-CoA carboxylase complex. The coding region runs from base 373 to 2634 and encodes 753 amino acids. The transcript is spliced from 12 exons. The record is from RefSeq and is a predicted model, not a curated record. Gene Ontology annotation, molecular function: carboxyl- or carbamoyltransferase activity; acetyl-CoA carboxylase activity. Gene Ontology annotation, biological process: fatty acid biosynthetic process.
CGGCCAAACCGAAAAAAGCUGGCUCAUUAUUGUAACAGCACAAAGCAGCAUAAGAAAUAUCGCCCCCCAUUUCAUAAUUUUCACACUUGGCCAUUUUCUUCCUUUGGACACACCAAAAAUAAAAACAAUUCUAAACCCCAAUCUAAGCUUAGCUACUCACUCCCAACUACAUACAACAACUCUCUCCCACUUCGACGAUCUCUACGAUGUUCUUCCCAUCUUUUCCCAUUUUCUCUCUCUUCCCUUAAGAAUCCCUUCAUUUCUCUCUCCAUCACAUUCCAGAUUGUUCCUUCUCUUUCUCUCUCGCCUUUUCUUCUCUCUGUUUCCCAGGUUUUUUUAACAUUUUGGUGGUGGAAUUUUGAAGAAUUGGAGAUGGCUUCUUCCUCUGCUGCUGCAUCUCUUGCCGGCGGUUCGGCCUCGGAUCUGCUGAGGAGUUCAACAAGUGGAUUCAGCGGUGUCCCUUUGAGGACUUUAGGGAGGGCAAGGUUGCCCUUGAAGCAAAGGGACUUCUCAGUGUCUUGUAAGAUGAGGAAGGUGAAGAAGCAUGAGCACCCUUGGCCUGAUAACCCUGAUCCCAAUGUGAAAGGCGGGGUGCUGAGCCACCUCUCACCUUUCAAACCACUCAAGGAGAAGCCGAAACCGGUCACUUUGGAUUUCGAGAAGCCCCUUAUUGCUCUGCAAAAGAAGAUCAUAGAUGUGCGGAAGAUGGCAAACGAAACUGGUUUGGAUUUUAGUGAUCAGAUUCUCUCAUUGGAAACCAAGUACCAGCAGGCUUUGAAGGAUUUAUACACGCAUCUGACUCCUAUUCAGCGGGUCAACAUUGCACGGCAUCCUAACAGGCCGACUUUCCUUGAUCAUAUCUAUAACAUUACUGACAAGUUUGUGGAACUCCAUGGUGAUCGAGCAGGUUACGAUGACCCUGCUAUUGUUACUGGUAUAGGGACUAUAGAUGGUAGAAGGUACAUGUUCAUUGGUCAGCAAAAGGGUAGAAAUACCAAAGAAAACAUUCAGCGGAACUUUGGGAUGCCAACUCCACAUGGUUAUAGGAAGGCUCUUCGCUUGAUGGAAUAUGCAGAUCACCAUGGGUUUCCAAUUGUUACUUUCAUUGACACGCCUGGGGCAUAUGCUGACCUUAAAUCAGAGGAACUGGGUCAAGGUGAAGCGAUUGCUCAUAAUCUGAGAUCCAUGUUUGGCCUGAAAGUUCCAGUUAUAUCCAUAGUUAUUGGAGAAGGUGGUUCUGGUGGUGCCCUUGCUAUUGGAUGUGGCAACAAAUUACUUAUGCUUGAAAAUGCAGUUUUCUAUGUUGCCAGUCCUGAGGCAUGUGCAGCAAUCUUGUGGAAGAGUGCUAAAGCAGCACCAAAGGCUGCUGAGAAACUGAGGAUCACAGCCAGUGAAUUGUGCCGAUUGGAAAUUGCAGAUGGGGUUAUCCCUGAGCCACUUGGUGGUGCACAUGCAGAUCCAUCUUGGACCUCGCAACAGAUAAAAAAAGCAGUCAAUGAAGCCAUGGAUGAGCUCACCAAGAUGAAUACCGAAGAGCUACUACGACAUCGCAUGCUUAAGUUCCGCAAGAUUGGUGGGUUCCAGGAAGGAAUUCCUGUAGAACCUAAGAAGAAAAUCAACAUGAAGAAGAAAGAUAUACCAAUUGCCAAUAAGAUUUCGGAUGCCGAAUUAGAGGUUGAAGUUGAGAAACUGAAGCAGCAAAUCUUGGAUUCUAAGGAAUCCUCUAUUGAGCCGAGAUUAGAUCUGGAUGAUAUGAUAAAACAACUGCAAAUAGAGGUUGACCAAGAGUACUCUGAGGCAGUUAAUGCCAUUGGCUUGUCUGACAGGAUGUCAAAACUAAAGGAGGAGGUUGUGAAAGCAAACACAGAUAACCAAUUUAUUGAUCCGUUGCUGAAGAGUAAGAUAGAAAAGCUAAAGGAGGAGUUUGAUCAGAAAUUGUCCACGGCACCCAACUUUGGCAGGCUGGAGAAUAAGGUUAACAUGUUGAAAGAAUUGUCUAAGGUAAAGCGUUUGCAAGAUCAGAACAAGCGAACUUCUGCACUGGAGCAAGAAUUGAAGACAAAAUUCGAUGGCAUCAUGAAGAAUCCAAGAAUAAAGGAAAAGUAUGAGGCAUUGAAGUCUGAAAUUCAAGCUGCCGGGGCAUCCUCCUCUAGGGAUUUGGAUGAUGAUCUGAAGCAGAAAAUUGUGGAGUUUAAUAAAGAAUUUGACUCGCUGCUGGCUGAGUCUUUGAAGUCGGCCGGCAUGGAAGUUAAGAUUGCUCCAGCAAGGCCACGAGACAGCUCAGGGGAGUCUGCAGAGUUAGGAUAUGAAUCGAAGAUAGAAGAAUUAAGAGAGGGUAUAAGUAAGGAAAUCGAGAAGUUGGCGAACUCAUCCAACAUUAAGAGCAAGAUUGAACUAUUGAAAUUGGAGGUUGCUAAGGCUGGAGAGACACCUGAUACAGAAUCAAAAAAUAGAAUUGCUGCUUUGGUGCAACAAAUUAAGCAGAGCCUUGAAGAGGCUGUUGACUCGUCUAGCUUGAAAGAGGAGUAUGAAAAUCUGGUUUCUAAGAUUUCCAGCAGAGAUUCGGAAAUGGAAGAUGGUCUCACCAAUGAUCAGUUGCGAGAGAAAGUUGGUGCAAACCGCAGCUUUUCUUAAUCCUGCUGCUUCUAGAAGGUGCCAGAGUAGAUGAUGAUCCUAACAUGCAAGAUCAGUAUAACUGAGUGUGGAAACUGCACCAUUGUUCUUAUUGAUAAGUAGCUUAUAUCAUCAGCUGCGGUGCAUCAAGUAGCAUUAUGGCUAUAUUUCUUUGAUCCAAGUUUUGGGAUUUAGAAGACUUGCAUUUGAAUUGUGGCUGAUAUUUUUCUGUCAUCGUCCAUCUCAGUAUCAGAAAAAAAAGGGAGAAUAAGAAGGGAAAGCCAUUUUGUAUUUGUUUGAGUCACAAUGUUGGAGUUAAUUUUAGAACUUUUCCCCCCUCCAUUUCUUUAGCUUUUUGCUUUUUGUUUAUUUUUUUUUUUUUCAAAAAAUAUUUGAAACGAUGAAAUUUUCCCUGAAAAAUUAGUCUUAGAUGCUUAAAUGAACAUUGUAUAGAUUGCUUGUGUUUCAGUAACCCAAUAAAUAGUAGUGCUGUUUUGUCUUA